AUGAAGUUGUACACGCAGGUGAAAUUAACCCCUGCGCGACCAGCUUAUGAGUAUCCUUGUCGAAAAUGCGACCGUGAUUUCGAAACAAUCCGUGAACUUUGUGAGCACGAAAUCCGGGCGCAUGGUGCCUGUUUCCCGUGUCCUCAUUGCGAGAAACAGGCGUCCAGUGUCCAGAAACUUUGCGAGCACAUGAAACGGCGCCAUCCGGAUUACCGCUUGCUCUGCGAUUUCUGCAAGGAUGAUUUCGGUGGGAAAAUUAACAGCGCAAAAGAUUCAAAUUGGGAAGAGUUUCGCGAUCACAUCUACAAGGAAUGUCUGAAAGAGAAAAUCUACCUCGCCGAUCGUCAGACCGGCCGGGCAGCUGGAUACGCGCAACGUGGUCGUGGCCGUUGCCCUCAUGGACCUCCAGUAAAGUGCAAAGACGUUAUUAAUGAAUUCUUCGGCAGACGGAGUUUCACAUACACUAUUUUGUGA
Gongylonema pulchrum is the source of this 474-nucleotide messenger RNA. The record is from the annotation of a GenBank genome assembly. NCBI's taxonomy places the organism in Eukaryota, Metazoa, Nematoda, Chromadorea, Rhabditida, Gongylonematidae.